This is a messenger RNA of Clonostachys rhizophaga, 1173 nucleotides long. NCBI's taxonomy places the organism in Eukaryota, Fungi, Ascomycota, Sordariomycetes, Hypocreales, Bionectriaceae. The record is from the annotation of a GenBank genome assembly.
AUGCGUUCUUCACUUCUUCUCGCUCUCCUACCAGCUGCAUUAUGUUCACCAACUCAGCCUUCUAAGCCUGCUCCUCUACUACAGCGCAGAGAUCAAACUGGCGUUCUUCCGAACAAGUAUAUUGUCAAGUUCAAGGACACCAGCGUGCUUACCAGAGCUGAGAGCAUCCUGAGUACUCUCGCCGUUACCCCUGAGCAUACGUUUGAGCAUGUAUUCAAAGGGUUCUCUGGAGAGCUUAACCAAGAGACACUAGAGGCUCUCCGUAACCACCCUGAUGUUGAAUACAUUGAAGAGGAUUCUAUUGCUGGUAUCGAUGCCUAUGUUGACCAGCAAAGCCCUACCUGGGGUCUUCGCCGAAUUUCUCACAAGGUUCGGGGCUCCGUUCCGACUUACAGAUACGACGACAGUGCCGGCGAUGGUACAUGCGCUUAUGUUAUUGACACUGGAAUAGAUGCCACGCACCCAGACUUUGAAGGCCGUGCUACAUUUGCUGCCAACUUUGCAGAUACAUCUGACACUGAUGGUCAUGGCCACGGUACCCACGUUGCUGGCACUAUUGGCUCCAAAACCUACGGUGUGGCUAAGAAAACGCUGCUCUAUGGUGUUAAGGUUAUCGAUGACGAUGGCAAAGGAACUACUUCCAGCAUGAUCAAGGGUCUUGAUUUUGUUGUUGCCGAUGCCCCCAAGCGUAACUGCCCCAAGGGUGUGGUUGCUAAUAUGUCUCUGCGUGAUAACGUCUCUGUUGCUCUCAACGCAGCUGCAGCAGCGCUUACCACUAAUGAUAUCUUCCUCGCGGUGUCUGCAGGAAACCAAUCCCAGGACGCCUCCACUCAAUCUCCAGCGUCAGAGCCCACUGUGUGCACAAUCGGAGCCUCGGGCAUUACCGACCAACUCUCAUAUUAUUCGAACUUUGGAGCAGUAGUUGAUGUUUUUGCCCCUGGCGACGGCAUUGACUCUCUCGCUCCAGGUGGAAAAACCGUUGCUAUGUCUGGCACUUCUAUGGCCUCCCCUCAUGCAGCGGGUCUCGCCGCAUAUUUCGCAGCCCUUCAUGGCUGGCCAGGUGCUUCAGCUCUCUGUGAGCUCCUCAAGAGCUAUGCUCAAAACGAUGCCGUCAAGAACAUACCUGCCGGCACUGUUAAUAAGCUGAUUUACAACGGCAACCCUGAUGCCUAA